Saccharomycopsis crataegensis is the source of this 264-nucleotide messenger RNA. RefSeq lists its product as uncharacterized. The transcript has a single exon. The record is from RefSeq and is a predicted model, not a curated record. Lineage: Eukaryota; Fungi; Ascomycota; Saccharomycetes; Ascoideales; Saccharomycopsidaceae. The coding region runs from base 1 to 264 and encodes 87 amino acids.
AUGCUCUCACCAACUAUCAGAGCUAUCGUUGCCGAAAGCACAAAGCAAGCAAAAGCAACUUCCAUAUUGAAGAGCUACUUCAAUGUCAACUAUAACACUGAAAUUUUUAGGAUGACCACUGCCAAAUGCGUCAAAAUUAGGAUAUUUAAAAAUUUGCCUUCAAAGCAAACAAAAAAUCAACAGCCCAUCAAACAAGAAAGAACUGUAAGUUCCACAAGCCACUCAUCAAGGCUCUGGUAUGAGAUGUCCAAAAAUCGCUACUGA